Messenger RNA from Phalacrocorax carbo (great cormorant), 1880 nucleotides. Lineage: Eukaryota; Metazoa; Chordata; Aves; Suliformes; Phalacrocoracidae. The record is from RefSeq and is a predicted model, not a curated record.
AUGGCAGCCCCCAAGGGAAAUAGCCUCUUCCCUCCCAAUCCCUACUAUGUCCCUGGCUAUGGGGGCUUCAUCCCUCAGUAUAACUAUCAGUUUGGAGAAUCCUUUGGCAAAACCACUUACCGCCUGCUGACGGAUCCUGGUGUUGGGAAGAGCCCUCGCCCCUUGCUGGCGCCGCUGCACAAGCAGAAGUUCGUCGAGGACUUCAGCGGGGUGAAACACGGUGUCCAGGGUUAUCGCCCUGGGUGCCCAGGGUACUUUCCUGAUGACGAAGCUGGGGCUGCAACAAGCUUUCCUGAACCAGUCCUUGGGCCAAAACCGUCCCCGCUGGGGCCAGGGCUGGCAGAGGAAGAGCUGAUGACGAUGCACGUGGACCCCGUGCUCCAGCAUCAUCCCAGCGAGUACGUCCCGAGGACACAACUGCCUCAGGGGUACCCAUGGAGGAUUUCACGCCAUCCUGUGUCUGAGGGGCGAGAGUGGCGAUUGCCUGAGCUAACCCCAGCCUGUGGACAGGGAAAAAGCUGCGGACCCAGCCGGCUCGGCGGUGCCUUGGCAGGAAGCAAACCGCCUGUAAAAAUGGAAAGUGUGGCUGUGCCAGGAGUGGCUGAAACCACAGAUGCGGAGCAACAUAAUUGGUUACCGAAACUGGAUGUACCAAAUGCGAUCCAACAGAAAGUCAUUCCAGGGUAUGCUGGAUUCAUCCCCCGCCUCACCUGGAUCCACGGCGUGAACUACAUCCAGGGUGUGAAGGAAGCAAUGAACGAAUUUGACCGACAUCAGUUUUUGCAGAGAAACCCAGCUUGCAGCUUUGGCAAGAGCUUUCCCCAAACAUACUGGCCUAACAACAGAAUUUACACCAGUGCUGGACUGAUACCUUCGUACAUGGGCUUCGUACCAGAACUCCGACACACCUACGCGCUUACUUUUGGGAACAGCACCCGAAAAGCUUACCAGAAGGAACAAAGGAGACGAGCUUGUGCACUGUGAAAAAUGCUUUAAUGGUGCCUGUACAGCAUUUGAAGUGACUUUGAGACAGGAAGAGGAACACAACACAGACAGAGAAGUUUUGAAUGAAAGAGUUCAUACAGCUUUAAACAAAAUUUACAGGUGUUCAUCUGCAUAGCUUUUUACUCUGCCUCUUCCUCAGCCUCCUCCUCAAACUCCCCCUCCUCCUCAGCUGUAGCAUCCUGGUACUGCUGAUACUCAGACACCAGGUCGUUCAUGUUGCUCUCGGCCUCUGUGAACUCCAUCUCGUCCAUGCCCUCGCCAGUGUACCAGUGCAGGAAAGCCUUCCGGCGGAACAUGGCCGUGAACUGCUCGGAAAUGCGUUUGAACAGCUCCUGGAUGGCCGUGCUGUUACCAAUGAAGGUGGCAGACAUUUUCAGGCCACGAGGUGGAAUGUCACAGACCGCCGUUUUAACGUUAUUAGGAAUCCAUUCAACAAAAUAGCUGCUGUUUUUGUUCUGAACGUUCAGCAUUUGCUCAUCAACCUCUUUCAUUGACAUACGGCCUCUAAAAACAGCAGCUACGGUCAGAUAGCGGCCGUGACGUGGGUCACACGCAGCCAUCAUAUUCUUUGCAUCAAACAUUUGCUGCGUGAGCUCUGGCACGGUUAAAGCACGGUACUGCUGGCUCCCACGGCUCGUGAGCGGGGCAAAACCAGGCAUGAAAAAGUGCAAACGGGGGAAGGGAACCAUGUUCACCGCCAGCUUCCGCAGGUCGGCGUUAAGCUGGCCUGGGAAUCGCAGGCAGGUGGUGACACCGCUCAUGGUCGCCGACACUAAAUGGUUCAGAUCACCGUACGUUGGAGUGGUUAACUUCAGUGUUCUGAAGCAUAUGUCGUAGAGGGCUUCAUUAUCAAUACAGUAUGUUUCAUCUGUGUU